Gossypium raimondii (Peruvian cotton) is the source of this 2012-nucleotide messenger RNA. RefSeq lists its product as uncharacterized. Lineage: Eukaryota; Viridiplantae; Streptophyta; Magnoliopsida; Malvales; Malvaceae. Bases 88 to 1563 code for a protein of 491 amino acids. Gene Ontology annotation, cellular component: vacuole. The transcript has a single exon. The record is from RefSeq and is a predicted model, not a curated record.
CUGUUUUAUCUUCAUUCAGCUUGACUCCAUUGGUCCACUUGACCUUUGAAUUUACCCAAACCGUGGAGAAGGGAGAAGAAAGACAGUAUGGGUUCUGAUUUGUUGAGUCAAACAAAGCCAAUCCCAAUCCCAACCCAAGAAGAAGAUCCUUCAAGCCAGUCCACAGCUCUCCUUUCUUUCAACACUGAUUCUUGUUUAGAUCCUUCAACGAAAGCAUCCCCUUCCAGGCCCAGCACCACCAUCAUCUUCAUUGCUUUAACACUCCUCGCUUGCAUUGCUCUUUCCGCUGCCUUGGCCUUUGCUUUCCUCUUUUACUCUUCCUCCUCUCCAUCAUCUUCCUUUUCAGCUACACUUCACAACAUUUCUCGUCCUCUGAAGACACUGGAAAAGCCGGUGGUCAUUUUGAUUUCCUCUGAUGGGUUUCGAUUUGGGUACCAGUUCAAGACCUCAACACCAAACAUCCACCGUUUGAUUGCUAAUGGGACUGAAGCUGAGACGGGUCUGAUUCCUGUUUACCCGACUCUUACUUUUCCUAAUCAUUACUCUAUCGUGACUGGCCUGUAUCCUGCUUAUCAUGGUAUUGUAAAUAACCAUUUUGUGGAUCCUAAGACUGGUGAGGUUUUCAAUAUGCAAAGUCAUGAGCCCAAGUGGUGGUUAGGUGAGCCACUUUGGGAGACUGUGGCCAAUCAUGGGUUAAAGGCUUCUACCUACUUUUGGCCUGGAAGUGAGGUAAAAAAGGGUUCUUGGGAUUGUCCUAAAAACUUCUGUAUGUUCUAUAAUGGUUCUGUUCCUUUUGAGGAUAGAGUUGAUACUGUUUUAAGCUACUUUGAUUUGCCUAGUAGUGAGAUUCCUGUGUUUAUGACAAUGUAUUUUGAGGAUCCUGAUCAUCAGGGUCACCAGGUUGGACCUGAUGAUCCCGAGAUUACUGAGGCUGUUGCUAGAAUUGAUGGUUUGAUUGGGAGGUUGAUUGAUGGUUUAGAAAAAAGAGGGAUUUUUGAGGAUGUUACCAUAAUUAUGGUUGGAGACCAUGGGAUGGUUGGUACAUGUGAUAAAAAGCUGAUUUUCCUUGAUGAUUUGGCUCCUUGGAUUAACAUUCCAGGGGAUUGGGUCCAGUAUUAUAGUCCGGUGCUUUCAAUUCGACCACCUCCCGGUUAUGCACCAUCUGAUGUUGUUGCAAAGAUGAAAGAAGGAUUGGAAUCUGGGAGAGUUGAUAAUGGGAAGCAUUUGAGGGUUUAUCUUAAGGAGGAGCUACCUAGUCGACUGCAUUACGCAGAAAGUGAUCGGAUUCCUCCCAUAAUAGGGCUGGUUGACGAGGGUUUUACAGUAGAGAAGAAAAGGACUAAGCAUAAAGAAUGUGGAGGGGCACAUGGGUAUGACAAUGCAUUUUUCUCCAUGAGGACCAUUUUUAUUGGUCAUGGUCCUCAAUUUGCAAGGGGAAAGAAGGUGCCGUCUUUUGAGAAUGUUCAGAUAUAUAACUUGGUAACUUCAAUUCUCAAGCUAGAGGGUGCUCCUAAUAAUGGUUCUUCAGCAUUUGCUGAGUCUGUUCUUUUGCCUAGUCAGUAAUUUUAUCUCCUAAGCAUGUUCAGAGUGAUCUUAGCUGCUGAAAUAUGGGAGUAGAAGUGGGCAAGAUGUCAGCUGCAAAGCCAAGUGAUUAUCUGUUCAUCAAUGCAUAUAAUUGCAAAUGAUGUUAGUGAAAUUUGGACCAGUUGAUAGCAUUGAGUUACAGAUGUUUGUAGUUUGUAUCUCCUCUAAAUCCUUGGCUCCAACUUUGCGCUUACCUGAACUGCAGCAUGUCAUCUGAAAUUCAUAUUACUAUUUUGUGCAAUGCUCGUAUGAUGUUUUAGAAGUAAAAUCAAACUACAUUGUUAAAAACCAAAAUAUUCUGGCAUUGUUCUCUCUGCUUCUGCUCCCUCCUUAGACAAGGCGUAGGUUGCUCAUCCAAUUUGGUGUCUUUUUCUAGCACCUGCUUUGGAUCUUGGUUUUUAUAAUAAAUUGAAAACUUGUUAUUUGAA